Molecule: messenger RNA, 442 nt
Organism: Tinamus guttatus (white-throated tinamou)
Lineage: Eukaryota; Metazoa; Chordata; Aves; Tinamiformes; Tinamidae
Gene: SLC31A2
Product: solute carrier family 31 member 2
Biological process (GO): copper ion transmembrane transport
Cellular component (GO): membrane
Molecular function (GO): copper ion transmembrane transporter activity
Source: RefSeq, a predicted model, not a curated record
AUGACCUUUACCUUCUCGGACCAGGUGGUGCUGCUCUUUGACUUCUGGAGUGUCCACAGCCCUGCAGGGAUGGUGCUCUCAGUGCUUGUCAUCCUGCUGCUCUCCGUGCUCUAUGAAACGGUGAAGAUUGGCAAGGCCAAGGUGCUGCGCCGGGCGAUGCUGGCCCUCCCGCGCAGUCUCAGCCAGGAGGCCUUGGUGGAGCAGGAUGAGGACGGCGGCGGCAGGCAGCACGAUGCCGCGCAGGGCAGGUGGUUCCUGUUCCACGUCAGCCAGACCCUGCUCCAUGUCAUACAGGUGGUGGUGGGUUACAUGGUGAUGCUGGCUGUCAUGUCCUACAAUGCCUGGAUCUUCCUCGGUGUGAUCGUGGGCUCUGCGCUUGGCUAUUUUGUGGUGUUCCCGCUGCUCAACGUGGGCUAGACAGGCCGGAGGCCCAUCCUGGUGU